Pocillopora verrucosa is the source of this 1457-nucleotide messenger RNA. Its product is annotated as trafficking protein particle complex subunit 4-like. Gene Ontology annotation, molecular function: protein binding. Gene Ontology annotation, cellular component: TRAPP complex. Gene Ontology annotation, biological process: endoplasmic reticulum to Golgi vesicle-mediated transport. The record is from RefSeq and is a predicted model, not a curated record. NCBI's taxonomy places the organism in Eukaryota, Metazoa, Cnidaria, Anthozoa, Scleractinia, Pocilloporidae.
UCGCCAGGCCUUCACUCGUCAUUCAAGAUGGCGAUCUUUAGUGUAUACAUUCUAAAUCGAGCAGGAGGACUUAUUUAUCAUUACGAUCAUUUUACACCCAAAAGCGAGGUGGAAAAGACAUUUAGCUACCCUUUAGAUAUUAUGCUUCGCGAAGAUGAUAAGUUGGUCGUAAUAUUUGGUGAAAGAGAUGGCAUAAAAGUUGGCCAUGCUUUGCUGGCAAUAAACGGUGAACCUGUAACAGGGAAACGCUUGCCCGACGGAAGAGAGGCAAUGGAAGUCAUAAAAAACCAAGAUAACUACCCAAUAUCCUUGAAGUUUGGUCGUCCAAAAUUGACAACAAAUGAACGGAUCAUGUUAGCAAGCAUGUUUCAUCCGCUUUAUGCAAUCUCUGCAAAGCUGUCCCCAGAACAGAGAUCUUCUGGAAUUGAAGUCUUAGAAGCUGAUUCAUUUAAACUCCAUUGUUAUCAGACACACACAGGCUUGAAGUUCAUUGUAUUAACAGACCCAAAACAACUUGGAAUGGAUAUUUUCCUCAAAAAAAUUUAUGAGCUGUAUUCAGACUUUGCCCUGAAGAACCCAUUCUACUCACUGGACAUGCCAAUAAGGUGUGAACUAUUUGAUACCAACCUACAGAAAGCCUUAGAACAAGCUGAGAAAUCAAAUCUUUAUUCAAGUAAUCCUUCCUUAGCUUAAACAACACCCCACCAAGAAAGGGAUGGAGUGUAUGAAAUUGUUGAACUAAUGAGACAACAAAUGCUUCUUUCAAAUUGAAAGAAAUGGAUUCAAUACAAUUACAUGAACUGAAAUGCCACAUCACUCGUUGAGUAUUGAAGGAGAGAACAUAAAGUAUUUGUCAGAAAUAAUUGUUGUUUGAGAACCUUAGAGUAUAAUAGACAAAAAUGUCUGAAGAGUUUAAAAGCUACAUAGUUUUUACAUAUUUACUUCAACUGAUUAUGACUGUGAGCUGGAAACUGGAGUUGAUUUCUUCAGAUUAAGUAAUUUUACUGGAACAUUCAAGGGGUUUAGAGAAGACAGUGGUGUCUUUGGUUUGCCAGAACUACUGGGACCUGGAUCAGAGGUGCUGCAUGCUGCUUCAGCUUGACCUGAAGGAACUUGUGUCUGCUCUGAAGAUAAGGCAGUAUCCUGACUCUGCAUCACUUCUUUGUACUUGUUAGUGAUAAAGUUUACUUGGCUACUAAUGUCAUGACCUGCAAGACGACGAUCAAGGUCUGCCAUCAAGUCCAAGAUAACUCGAGCACCUGCAGUGAAAAAAGAAGGAAAAGACUCAUUAUAUUGAUUGGAGUUUUACAUUUGGGGUCAAGAAUGUAAACAUAAAUGAGUCUUUGUUCAGAAUCCUGUGUGUGAUGGUGAAUGAAAAAGUUGUUCAUAUGAGAAUGUUAUUGAGAGCUACAAGGUUAUGUAGACAAAUAAAAAUAAAAUCAACAAUUUAAAGUAAA